Molecule: messenger RNA, 1128 nt
Organism: Uncinocarpus reesii 1704
Lineage: Eukaryota; Fungi; Ascomycota; Eurotiomycetes; Onygenales; Onygenaceae
Exons: 1
Coding region: 1-1128 (375 amino acids)
Molecular function (GO): acyltransferase activity, transferring groups other than amino-acyl groups
Source: RefSeq, a predicted model, not a curated record
AUGGAACUCGAGAAUACUAUUAGUGUCCAUCCCAAUUCGGGCGAUCUCAUUCCCCUUCUACAAUCCCACCUCCCACGGUCUGGUCCCCUGCUCCGCCGCCUCCAGCAUGACCUGGUUCGCAAAUCUCAAACGGCUCGCUAUUUGGCUACGUUUCCGCCCACAGGCCUGCCAACCAAAACCUCUGGACCACCCUCGCCAUGGCUAGUCGCGUAUGUAGAUUUAUAUGCUUGGCCAGAGACUCAAAUAUGGUUAUACUCGAAUUCUGAAGCAGAAAGCAAGACGGUUCGAGGCGAGAUGUCAACUCUCGCCUCCAGCGACUCUCAUAUUAAUGAAACCCGCGCUCAGCUGAUGGCCUUGAUAUCAUACUGCUUCGAGAAACUUUUGCCAGGGUUUCUUUCCAGCUUAACAGAAAGUUCAGCAAUCAGUGGAAGUCAUGGAAACCGUCCUCCAAAACCGCCUACAACCCUUGUGCUCGGCUCCGUCCAUUCAGGGCUUGCUUGUCUGAUAAAGGAAACUGUGGACCUUCGAACCUUUCUACAAUGUCCAAAAUUCCACAUACCAUACAUAGGGCAUUACUUCAAGUAUUCCUUCCAGCAGUCUGCGCAUGAUUCGACUGUCAACAGCUCGGCCGUUCUACCUCGGAGGUACCGCUUCCGCUCCCGCAGUGGCGUAGAAGGAUACCAACCGUAUCAAUAUGAUCUUAUUAAAAGCCGUUGCGUUAUAGCUCGCUCACAAGAAACAUUGGAAAGGAUGGCAAGUGUCGUAAUUUAUUACGACGACCCUGAGAUCACCGGAACGGCGACAGAUGUUAGUGCAGAAAUGAGUGAGCAAGAAAUGCCCAUUGCUUGGGCUUUCAUGGGCUUUGAUGGCAGUCUCGUGACGCUGCAUGUUGAACCAGAGCAUCGACGUCUGGGAUUGGGUGUUUUAUUGGGGAAAUCGGUGAUGCAUCAAAGUAUGUUUGAUGCGAAGCAAUUCCAUCUUGGAAUGGAGCAUGAAAGGGAAAGGGGAUGGGCAUUUGCUGAUGUGGAGCGGAAAAAUGAAGCGAGUCAACGCACCAUGGAGAAAAUGGGCGGAGAAUUUGCGUGGACGGUCUCAUGGGUUCUUCUUCAACAAUGCGCAGACGAAUAG